This is a messenger RNA of Osmia lignaria (orchard mason bee), 1869 nucleotides long. It is a transcript of the gene mre11, whose product is annotated as double strand break repair nuclease mre11. Gene Ontology annotation, cellular component: site of double-strand break; nucleus; Mre11 complex. Lineage: Eukaryota; Metazoa; Arthropoda; Insecta; Hymenoptera; Megachilidae. Gene Ontology annotation, biological process: double-strand break repair via homologous recombination; mitotic intra-S DNA damage checkpoint signaling; telomere maintenance. Gene Ontology annotation, molecular function: single-stranded DNA endonuclease activity; 3'-5'-DNA exonuclease activity; manganese ion binding. The record is from RefSeq and is a predicted model, not a curated record.
AUGUCAACCGAAGAAAAUUCCGUUGAUAUUAACAAUCCAGAUAAUAUCAUUAAAAUUUUAAUUGCAACUGAUAUUCACCUUGGUUUUGAAUAUAGUAAAAAAAGAGGUCAGGAAAUAGACGAUAGCUUCAUAACUUUUGAGGAAAUACUACAAUAUGGUAAAGAACAUGAAGUAGAUUUUGUACUUCUUGGUGGAGAUUUAUUUCAUGAUACUAAACCAUCACAAACUGCAAUAUUAAAAUGCAUGGAAUUAUUAAGAAAGUACUGUUUAGGUCCCAGAGAAAUCAAGAUUCAAUUUUUAAGCGAUCCUGAAGUUGUAUUUGGUCAUUGUGCUCAUAAAACAGUGAAUUAUGAGGAUCCAAAUUUAAAUAUCAGUAUGCCAAUAUUCUCCAUUCAUGGAAAUCAUGAUGAUCCAAGCUUUGGUGCUGUUGGAUCAAUGGAUUUGUUAUCAGCAUCUGGUUUUGUAAAUUAUUUUGGGAAGUGGACUGAUCUUACUAAGGUAUCAAUUGCUCCCUUAGUUAUAAAAAAAGGUGAAACUCAUGUUGCACUUUAUGGUUUAAGUUACAUAAAUGAUCAAAGGCUAUCACGUUUGAUUAGAGAUCACAAGAUGGAUUUGCUGCGUCCAGCAGACAUACCAGAUUGUUAUAACAUAUUUGUUUUACAUCAAAAUCGUGUUGUACAUAAGGAGUAUGGCUACAUUCCAGAAUCAAAACUGCCAAAUUGUCUUGAUUUUAUUUUGUGGGGUCAUGAACAUGAAUGUCGUAUUAUUCCAGAACAAGUUCCAGAUGCUAAUUAUUAUAUUUGCCAACCUGGAAGUUCUAUCGCAACAUCUUUAUGCGACGGUGAAGCAAAACCUAAACAUGUCGGCAUUUUGAGUAUAAGUAAAAAGAAAUUCAAACUAAAACCAUUACCAUUGAAGACUGUCAGACCAUUUGUUUUUGAUAAUGUGAUUCUUAAAGAUCAUGAAAUAGAAAAAGAUUUAAGUCGACCAUUGGCUGUAUCCGUAUGCAAUUUUAUCGAUCGCUAUAUAGAAAAUGAGAUUAUACGAAAAGCUGCCCUGCUGCUAACAGGACAUCCUAAACAACCAAUCCAGCCUUUGAUUCGUUUAAGAAUAUUCUAUAGCAAUGAGGGAGAAAUAUUUGAUGGAAUGCAAUUGGCACAGAAAUAUUGCGAGCAAGUUGCUAAUCCCAUGGAGAUGGUUUUGUUUCGUAAAGAAAGCAGUAUUAAUAAAAAAUCAAAAUCAAAUGUAUCAAAUUUCAAUGAUGAUCUUGCAGAUAUGGCUCAAAUAUUUGAAUAUAAUGACGAUGUAGAUUGGAUUAAAUCUGUACAGGGAGGUAUCAAGAACCAUUUUAGUUUAGAACAAAAUAAAGAUAAAUUAACAGUAUUAUCAGUGAAUGGUUUAAAUGAAGCAUUAAAUCGAUUCAUUGAUAGAGGAGAUACAGACGCUUUUAAAGAUAUAGUAAGUCAUCAGAUGAAGAAGACCAUAAGUUAUUUAGAAACUUGUAACGUCAAUGAUAGCGAAAGCAUUGUCAAAGAAAUAAAAUGUUUACGGGACAAAAGAAUGGAAAAAGACGAAGAAGAACAAAUGGAGAUACAUAAAUUCUUUAAUGAUUCAAAUAAGGAAACGGCUUCAAACAAUGCUUUGGACAUAACUGACAGUGACGAGGAUAGUGAAAGAAAUACAGCAGCUAAAGGCAAAGGUACGAGAGGUAAAGCAGGUACUAAAGGUAGAGGCUCACGAGGAGGUGGUCGUGGCACAAAAAAAAGUUUACCGGCUGAAACUUCAUUAAAAGCUUGUAUGAGAACAGGUUUACAGAGAAUUAACAAGAAGAGAAAUGUCGAAAAUAUUGUUAUAGAUGAUUCUGAUUAA